This is a messenger RNA of Syngnathus typhle (broad-nosed pipefish), 1794 nucleotides long. RefSeq names its product 12-(S)-hydroxy-5,8,10,14-eicosatetraenoic acid receptor-like. NCBI's taxonomy places the organism in Eukaryota, Metazoa, Chordata, Actinopteri, Syngnathiformes, Syngnathidae. Gene Ontology annotation, molecular function: G protein-coupled receptor activity. The record is from RefSeq and is a predicted model, not a curated record. Gene Ontology annotation, biological process: G protein-coupled receptor signaling pathway. Gene Ontology annotation, cellular component: membrane. The transcript has 4 exons. Bases 229 to 1245 code for a protein of 338 amino acids.
GGAGGCCUGACUUGAAACCACACCUCCAAGUAUGAAGCUCCUUCUCUCACUUGGUCUGUUUGCGUGUGUGUGUGUGAAGGGGGGGCUGGCUCUUAUACCGCCACUCAUCUGUCUACCAGCAGUCAGCACCUUUGAGCCCGGCGUUCACUAACAGAGUGCUUCCUCGGAAUGUGACUCAAACUCGACGCCACUCUCCUGGACGAAGAGAAGCAGAGACAGAGCAGGAGGAUGGGAACCAACUCGUCGGCCGUGGACAACAAGUUGGACCACUGCAACGUGACAAAUGCUGCAACGUACAACAUCCUCUCCGGGAUCAUUGUGGGACAGUUUGCGCUCGGUCUGCCUCUCAACCUCUCGGUCCUUUACAUCUUCCUCUUCAGGUUCAAGUUCUGGAAGAACAAGAGCGUGUUUCUGUUCAACAUCGUGGUGGCCGACUUUCUGCUGGUGGCCUGCCUUCCCAGCAAGUCCUACAGCUACCACCUGGGCCAGAGGCGAAGUACCAAUCAUGGGCUGUGCAGGACCAUGCUCUUCAUGCUCUUCCUCAACCGCGGGGCCAGCAUCGCCUUCUUAGUCACCCUGACCCUGGACCGUUACUUCAACGUGGUGCACCUCGGACGGUGGAACUUUGUCAAGGUCCUGAAGAAGUCUCCGGAAAUCUCGGUGGUGAUCUGGCUGCUUCUAUUGCCGCUCACCAUCCCGAUCAUGGUCCAGAGCUUCGAGUGCUGCAACAGCCACGGACGAAUCGUGGAGACCAUCUACCAUGACAUCACAGACACCUCCAGAGAGGUUGUGUUCUUCUCGCAAAUCCUCAUCCCUUUCAUCAUCUUGCUCUACUGCACGGUGCGCACUGUCCAUCGGCUCAGGAGGAAGACGGUGGGAGAAAAGGCCAAAUUGAGGCGGGCCAUGUGUGUGGUUAUGUCGGUGAUGGUCAUCUUCUCCGUUUGCUUCCUGCCGUGCGCCGUCGCCCGAGCGGCAUUGCUAUUCGUGCGUCUGAAAGGAUGGCAGGAAACCGAGAGUGUGAUGGUUCAGGUGAACGACUCGCUCAUGGUGCUGUCCUACACCGACUGCCUACUGGACCCGCUGGUCUACUGCUUCUGCCACUCGGGGUUUAAGCACGCCUACCUGAACACCUUCUGUCCGGCUUUCCUCCACAAGAGACUGUGUAAGGCCAAAACCACAACAAUGACUACUACGAUUACCUCUGCAGGCCUCUCUUUGCCAAUGGUUGAGAACUUUCAAGUAUGAAUGAUAUUUGGAUGUGUUAUUUUAUUGUCUGAAGUGAUAGUCCAUCAUUAUGUAGGCCCAGACGUUAAAUGGCAUUUUAUGUGGUCAUAUUGCAAAAACUGUAUUGAAAAAAAAAAAAAGAACAAAGGUUAUGAAAUGAGGAACUUAACCUUGAAAUACGCUUGACCCAAAUUAGGUCACGCACGUAGAUUAUUGUAAUGGUAAUGUUCUUGCAGUUUUCAGCAGCAACACGAUAAUUCAUGACAUCCACUGAUCAUCGUUACCUUGAUGACAGAUGUUGAAAUUACAAUCACCGUCGAAAACGUAAGUAUUAAUAAUGUGUUUAAUCAUUUAUGAGAGAAGUGAAGCAACACUGCACUGGAGAUGAAUUAAGACGCUUCUCUGUUGCCCUCUGCCGGCAGUGAAUGGUGACACUGAGCUUCUCCACCAAUGACUGAUCUUGGCCAUAGUUCCAAGACAGUGACUGAAGUAACUCCAGCAAAACUAACAGUACAACAUAUUCAAAAGUAAUUCCCAUAAAAUGCCAAAUAAAAACCUGAUUUAAUGUUU